Etheostoma spectabile (orangethroat darter) is the source of this 1788-nucleotide messenger RNA. RefSeq names its product CTF8, chromosome transmission fidelity factor 8 homolog (S. cerevisiae) (gene chtf8). The coding region runs from base 167 to 580 and encodes 137 amino acids. Gene Ontology annotation, biological process: mitotic sister chromatid cohesion. Lineage: Eukaryota; Metazoa; Chordata; Actinopteri; Perciformes; Percidae. The record is from RefSeq and is a predicted model, not a curated record. The transcript has 3 exons. Gene Ontology annotation, cellular component: Ctf18 RFC-like complex.
GUCAUCACACUGAUAGCACGCGCGGCUGGCGGGAAAUACUGGAUUAUGAACGUCGAUUUAAUGGUGUUGGUUUUUGUUAUCAAACUAGCUAUGUUGGGAUAAGUUUAAUAUAAAUGCGUUUUUUUCAUCUUGUUAAUGUUCCGGGGCCUCGCUAUCUGACAGGGAAAUGGUUCAAAUAGUCAUAAGAUCCAGUGUGGAUGGCAGCAGUCCUCCAGAAUGGCUGCUGGUGGAGCUGCAGGGAGAGAUGGUUUCCAGACACAACUCUGGUCUGGCAGGAAAUGUGAUGGGAGACCUGAUGUACACCAAAGAGGGGGUGCCAGUGCUUAUUGUUGGACAUCAUAUUCUAUAUGGGAAGCAGGUCAAACUGGAGAAACCCUUUGCUGUCCUCACCAAGCAUUCCAGCCUUUUGCAGGAUAGCCUGGGCAGCCAUGACAAUGAUGAUGUCACACAGGUACCUAUGGAAACAAACCAGCAAGGACCCACCUCCACCUCCUACUCCGUGUCGGCCCUCAUCAAACAGAAGCUGAUCUUUAAGACGCGCCCAAAACCCAUCAUCACUAACGUACCCAAGAAGGUUUAGCAUGACUGCAACUUCCUCACUGGGUCAGAGAUGCGGUAUUAUGGGACCCACGCAACUUUGAGGCAAGGCCCGCCCUUGAAUAGCAUUCACACACUACUAUUGGCCAGGCGUCCAUGUUUACUCUAGGUAACGUAACUUGAUUUGUUCAGGACCUUUCCCCUGACCUAUCGGCUGUCCUAACAUUAACCACUCAAGGUCAGUGCCUAACCCCAACCAAUCAAGGUGCUUUGCCGGGCAGGACUUACUUAAAAGUUACAUGGGAUCCAUAAUAACGCGUCAGAGGUCCUGUGUGUGACGGGAACGAACUGAUCUGGACCCGGACUAAGAAAAAACUGAGUUUAAAAGCUUUUACUUUAGUUUGUCAUCCAGCUCUGAUAUGAUGCAGUUUGAUUAUACAUUUGUUGUACAAUUGAUCAAUAGCUGCCAACCUUUAACCAGAACGGUUCCAACCAGAGACUUUAAUGCGGCUCCUUGCAUGUCUGAAUUAAUGUUGUAUUGUUUCCUUGAGAUUCGUAGAAAUUGUUUAAAGCCCCACAAGGGUUUAAAUGCUGUUUCAAAGGCUUUUGCACUCUGACAAGAAUCACAUUAUGGAUGGAAUACAGAAUAAUCUUCUGUAAAAAAAAAAAUAAAAUAAAGAAUAUUGGAGAUCACCUGCUUUAAUCCAUAAGUAUCCAAACAAGGGACACAGUAGGGAAAAUUCCCAAUGGCAACAUUGUGAUCCAUCACAUCAUUUGCUGUGAUGGAUCAGACAUCUACACUGUAUUGAAUAUGACCUUUGGUCAUUAUUUUUUAUAUAAACUGUAAGCAAAUAUCCACGUGGUGAACUCUAUUUUUUUCAUUUGCAUGCAGUCUUAGCAGGCACUUGGGCAUUGUGGCAGUUACCGGGUUUUACCAAGUGACCCAUCCAUGCAAUUAGUGUAUAUGGAACAUAACGUGAAUCUUUAAUUGAAGUUUAGAGGAAAGAUUGCAUAAUGGGGCUGGGCAAUAUGAAAAAAAUCAGAUAUUACUAUAAAUACAUUAAUAGUGUGACGUUAUUGUAGGGUUGACAAUUGGUGUUUUUACAAAAUAUUUUGCACAAUAAUCAUCAGUAAUGUGGUUUCAAGGGAAGUUAUACUAAAAAAAAUAACACUAUGUUUACAUGCAUGCACAAAAAUAAUGCAGUUCUUCAAAUGAUAUUCCAUCAAAAGGUUUUACAGCAGAUCUUCUGA